Messenger RNA from Cucurbita maxima (winter squash), 4099 nucleotides. Its product is annotated as sister chromatid cohesion protein PDS5 homolog A-like. The record is from RefSeq and is a predicted model, not a curated record. The coding region runs from base 94 to 3795 and encodes 1233 amino acids. Gene Ontology annotation, biological process: mitotic sister chromatid cohesion; DNA repair. Gene Ontology annotation, cellular component: nucleus; chromatin. The transcript has 25 exons. NCBI's taxonomy places the organism in Eukaryota, Viridiplantae, Streptophyta, Magnoliopsida, Cucurbitales, Cucurbitaceae.
GCUCACUGCUCACUUCUCGUGAUCUCUUCAUCCCUCUGCUCAUUGCCAAAUCUCACCUUCCCGAUUAGAGCUUCGCAGUUCAGACCUAAGAAAAUGGAUGAGUCUUCGCUGCAACUUAUCCACGAUGUCGGAACUAAAUUGAGCAAACAGUCUCGUCCAACCAAGGAUUACAUCGUGAAAUCCCUCCGGCAAGUUGUAGAUGCUUUUGCUUGUUUGGAACAGUCUUACGUCCCAGAUGCUACAAGGGAGUCAGAACCAGCUAAAAAAUUAGAGGGUUCUAUAAAGCCUCUAAUGAAAUCUAUAGUUAAUGGUCUUUUACGGAAUAGAGAUAAAGAUGUGAGACUUCUAUUAGCUAUAUGCGUUAGUGAAAUGUUCCGGGUCACGGCUCCAGAACCACCUUUCGAAGACAAAUAUCUAAGGGAUGUUUUUAUACUUCUUUUGAGCUCUUUUUCGGAGCUAGGUGAUACAACAAGUCCACUUUUCCCUCGGAGGGUUAAAAUACUAGAGACAGUGGCACGAUGUAAAUGCUGUGUGAUAAUGCUUGACAUUGGAUGCAACGACUUGGUGUUGGAUAUGUUUGAUACAUUUUUCUCUGCUUUAAGAGACUAUCACGAACCUAGUCUGGUUAACAACAUUUUGUCAAUAAUGACCCAUAUUCUAAGCGAGGAUGCCUCUCUACCGCUAGUAGAUGUGGUUUUGCACAAUGUUGUGAAGGAGGAAAAGGGUGAACCUACAGCUGCUUCUCGCCUUGCAGUUUCCGUCAUUGAAGCCAGUGCUGAGACGCUUGAACCAUUUGUUUGUGGAUUCUUAACAUCUUGUAUUUCAGAGAGAGAUGUGGCGGGAAGUGAACUCAAAGAAUUUUACCAUGAACUAAUUUUUAGAAUUUUCCAAUGUGUCCCUCAGAUGCUUCUUCCUGUGAUUCCAAACUUGACUCUAGAGCUUUUGACGGACCAAGUUGAUGUUAGAAUAAAAGCGGUUAAAAUCGUUGGUAGGCUUUUAGCUCUACCAAAAUACUCUGUAGCACAAAAGUACCGAGGACUUUUUAUGGAGUUCUUGAAAAGGUUUAGUGACAAAUCUGCAGAAGUUAGAAUUCAUGCUAUCCAAUGUGCUAAAGAUUGUUAUCUGGCCAAUCCUGGUAGUUCAGAAUCUCUUGAAGUUCUGGCUGCAGUCGAAGAACGAUUACUAGACUUCGAUGACAGAGUGAGAACUCGAGCAAUAAUUAUUGUUUGUGAUAUUGCCCGAUCAAAUAUCAAAUUUGCCCCCGUGACACUAAUAUCUCGAGCUGCUGAAAGACUACGAGAUAAGAGGAUAUCAGUUAGGAAAAAGGCCCUUCAGAAAUUGUUGGAAGUGUAUCGAGACUAUUGUGAUAAAUGUUCCAAAGGUCAAUUGACUAUGAACGAUGACUUUGAACAGAUUCCUUGUAAAGUCUUGAUGCUUUGCUAUGAUAAAGAUUGUAAAGAGUUCAGGUCCCAGUGCAUGGAACUUGUUCUUGUGGAAGAUUUAUUCCCAGCUCAUCUCUCUCUUGAGGAAAGGACAAGCCACUGGAUCCAUUUGUUCUCUCUUUUCAAUAUCCAUCAUGAAAAGGCCCUCAGAUAUAUUUUGUUGCAAAAACAGAGGUUACAAGAUGAGUUGCGUACUUAUUUGAGUCUACGAAAAAAGGGCAAGGAGAACCAAUCAGAAGAGGUAGAAAAGCGAAUUGAAACUGCAUUUCUCAAAAUGGCAGCCUGCUUUCCAGGUCCUACAAAAGCAAAGGAGUCCUUUCAUAAAUUAAAUCAAAUUAAAGCUGAUAAUAUUUUUAUCCCGUUGGAGCUUUUACUUGAUGAAUUGACAAGUGUGGAAGCUGAGGCCACCAGAGACAAAUUGUUGAGGAUGAUAGGAAGUAAACAUCCUCAUUUUGAGAUUUUGAAAUCACUCUCCUCAAAGUGCUCAUAUAAUUUAUUCAGCACUGAGCAUGUACGCUUUGUAUUAGACUGCAUUCUGAGUAACAGACUUGCAAAUAAACAUUUGGAGGCUUCUGCUGGCAAGCUCCUACUGGCUAUUUUCGGCAUUUUCCCCGCACUCAUCAGAGGCUUGGAAGGCCAACUGCUAAGGUUGUUGGAAGAAAGCAACCCAAUAGAUAGUAAGCUGAUCGAAGUAUUGGCAAAAGCAGGCCCUCACUUAUCAAUUGAACUCAGUGAUGCAUACCCAUUUCUGGAGAGAUUAUGCUUGGAGGGUACUCGUGCUCAAUCAAAGAGUGCUGUUUCUGCCAUUGCAGCUUUAGCUGGUACUUCUGGGUAUUUUUUAUUCUCUAAACUAUGUAAGGAACUUGUUGAUUCUCUACACAGGGGAAUGAAUCUCCCCGCAAUAUUGCAAUCUUUAGGUUGUAUUGCAAAAUAUUCUGUUUCAACCUUUGAUGAUCAUGAUCUAGAGAUCACACCUUAUGUAUAUGAGAAAAUCCUCCAAGUGGACCUAUCAGAUAAUUUCAAUAAAUUAGACGGGGAUAGCAAUUCUUGCGAUUUAAAGAUUUAUGGGCUGAAAACAAUCGUUAAGAGUUUUUUGCCACAUCAAGGAACUCCUAGAAGAAAUGUUGAUGAGUUUCUGAAAAUUUUAUUAGGGAUGCUGAACACGUGUGAAGCUUCUGUUGGGAACAUCCCUACUGAUAGUGAUCAAGCUCGAAUCAGAUUAGCUGCUGCAAAAUCAGUUCUUCGUCUUGCCAGAAGAUGGGAUUCACAAAUUACACCGGAGAUUUUCCGUUUUGCAAUCUUGAUGGCAAAGGACUCCUCUUCUUUGGUUAGAAGGCUAUUUAUUGACAAAGCACACAAGUUACUUAAGGAGCAGGCUAUACCUACUCGAUAUGCUUGUGUUUUUGCAUUUUGCAUCUCAGAUAGCUUGAAGGAUCUUCAGGAUGAUUCACUCAAAUAUAUGGCAGAAUUUAUUGAGCAAUAUAGGAAGAUAGCUCAGAUUCAUCAAAAUUCUGUGGGUCAAGAUGGAUCAGUGACCUUUGUUCCAGCGUAUAUAGUAGUAUUCUUGAUAUAUAUUCUAGCUCAUGAUUCAGGCUUCCCACAUACAGACUGUCAAGAUGAAAAUGAAUAUGCUCAAUUCUGUAGCCCCCUCCUAUUUAUGUUGCAGAUGUUAGUCAAUGCAGAUGUAAUUGUUGCAAAGGAUUCUGUUUUGUAUUUGCACAGUAUUUUUCGUGCCAUUAAGAGGGUUGAGGAUGCUGUGGAUAUUGAAACAUCACCUAAGUUACACAUUUUAGCGGACAUUGGUCUCUCUUUUGUAACUGCUCUAAAUUAUUCCGGAGUCUCCCUAUCAUGUGCCCCAAGGCAGAUUUUGCUGCCAUUAUCACUAUAUAGAGUAAAUUCCAGGCAGCUUUCUCAACAUGCUUUGGAUGAAUGUUUUAUUGGAAGAGUUAUUAAGACAUUUCAAUCUCAAUUCAUUUUGCCCACUAUCAACCCAUGUUCCUCAAUAAGCAUGAAAGCUUGUAAGCAAGUUGAAGCCAUUUCCUCUAGAGCAACGAAGAUCAAUAAAACUGUGAAUCAGGAGGCUAUUGUUGGACGGAGGCGAAAACGGGCUGUCUCUCCAACAAUGUCCUCAUCAAUUGAGUUGCGGGAGAGUUCUCUACUUGUUCAACAAAAUUUCCCAACAAACAGAGAAAAAAGUGCAUUUUCUUCUCAGUGUGAAACUACAGAAGCUUCUCUUGUUGAAGCAUAUGCGUCAAUUCAGAGUCAGGACAAUGUGUUGGCAAACAGGAACAUUGAUGAUGAGUCUUCGAUGUAUGUCAACGACCAGCUCACUAAUUCUCCCAAAAUUUCUUAAGAUAUGUCUGUUGAUUCCUGAGCGAUAUAUCAAGUUAUGCCUGUCAAUUAUUUAUGAAAUGGUUUGGUUAAACAACUAAUUAGAGGGCUGCCUUUAGCAGAUACAUAUUCAGUUUUCGGCACGGUUGAUUUGUUCUGACUUUGAAGAUUCUAUUUAGAAGAUUAACCCUCGUUUGAAUGGUUAAUACUUAAGAGAUUAGUGCCUGACUUCACAUCUUGGUCGGAAAUAUUAGUGGAACGUCCAACUGCUGAGCUCGGAAUCUGAGAGUUCGGAUACGACACCAGAUGGUUUCCUAGUAGAAAGG